AACAGCAGUAAAUAAAUAUUAACCAUGGAUCUUAAAGGUUCCCUUGUUGAUACAAAUAUAAAAAUAUUCCCCUCAGAAGAACUAAGUAAUUUUAUAAAAAAUAUACCCAAUGAUGAUAUCCCUAGUAACAUUUUAAAAAUUAAAAUGAAUGAUAUAAAACUAGUAUCUAAAAACAUGGUUGAAGCGAAAGAGGUUUGCCUAAAUAGCAAAGAUAUAGAAAAUAUUACUAAAGUCAAAAGGACCAUUAGUAAUAUCAAAGAAUCUAAGAAUACAGAUUCCGAUGAAAUAAAAGAAUUGACUGUUCCUAAAGAAGACAAAGAUAAUUUAGAUAAGGACAACAAGAAGAAAGAAUUAGAAGUCCAAGAGACCCAAGAUGAUGAUAAGAAUAAUAAACUUUUCUUAAACACCUCUGACUUAGAUUGGUUAUAUAUUUAUAUUAAUAAAAAAAGAGAGGAAGGAAAAGAUGUUCCAUAUUUACAUGUUCUCUUUGAAGGAUCCCAAAUUGUAUUGCCUGAAAAUGGUAUUGUUAAAAGAAAUCCCGAUUUAGAAGCCAGGUGUGUUAAACUGAGAGCUCAAAUGGAAGCAAGAGAAUAUCGUAAAAUGACAAAGAGUGUUGAUAAUGUUAGAAUGCGGUUCCCAGAGGAUAGUAUAAGCUAUCAAAUGAAACAAUUAAAUCGUCAACUUAUUGCAAUUGGCCAGUUUAUUAUAUCUAUCUUUGCUGGUUUUCUCUUUGGAUUUAGAGGAGUGGAAUGGAUGGUUGGAAAUCUAGAUUUCGGAUUCAGAUUGCUGCUUGGUGUCAUGUGUGCUUUGGUAAUUGCACUGGCUGAAAUAUAUUUCUUGGCAAAGAAGUUAAAUGAAGAAUUGAAUUUGCCAGAAACUGUACAGCUUGGUGGUCCACCAAAGUUUGUUAAUGAACCUGACAAUGGAUACAAAUAUAAUGCAUGGGAUAAAAAAGAACAUCAGGACUAGAAAAGUCUAUCAUUGUUUUAAUAGCUAUCGCAUGAAAUGGGAUUAAAGGAUAAAUAAUUGAAAUGGUCUAUUUCAAAAUAUUGCUAUAAAUUGUAUUAAUUUAUGAUAAAAUGAUUACUUCAAUGUUUAAUAUUGUCAAACUCAAAAUAAUUGAGGUCAGCUAAUAUUUUUCAUUUUGGUAAAUAUAAAUCACUAAAAAUAUUUCAUUAUUUCUGUUUUGAUUUAAAUUAAUAGUUAUCUCCAUAAAUU
Papilio xuthus (Asian swallowtail) is the source of this 1218-nucleotide messenger RNA. RefSeq lists its product as uncharacterized. The transcript has 2 exons. Gene Ontology annotation, biological process: vacuolar proton-transporting V-type ATPase complex assembly. Gene Ontology annotation, cellular component: endomembrane system. NCBI's taxonomy places the organism in Eukaryota, Metazoa, Arthropoda, Insecta, Lepidoptera, Papilionidae. The coding region runs from base 25 to 969 and encodes 314 amino acids. The record is from RefSeq and is a predicted model, not a curated record.